AUGGAGAAGGCCAAAAAGCUCAAUUUGGCGGACGAUCGCGGCAAUUGGAGAAUCCUCAAAUGGGAUCCAGUCAAAAUGGAACUGCAAGUGGACGAGAGCCAGUCGGCGGCGAGCACGGACGACUUGCUCAAGCAGACAGUAGAAAUGCGGAAGGGCGUGUGCGAGGAGGCGCUGCAUCGCUUUCGGAAUUACAAGAAGAUGACGGAUCAGCCUAUAUCGGAAUGGAUCCAGUUCCGCAUGGAGAUCUCGUUGAGGCCGCUGGACGACCCUGUCUGGUCCACCCUCCAGAAGUGGAUCGGUCAGUCGGCGUGGCACCUGCUAGGAUGCAGAUUGUGGAAGGAGCGACCACAAUUCAACACCCUGGUGGACCAAAUACGCCAAGGUAGCUCGCCUUUUGCCUUGGAGGAUGCUGCUUGGGCAGUGGCCACAGCUCAAUCG
Messenger RNA from Symbiodinium sp. CCMP2592, 438 nucleotides. NCBI's taxonomy places the organism in Eukaryota, Dinophyceae, Suessiales, Symbiodiniaceae. The record is from the annotation of a GenBank genome assembly.